CCUCUCACUGCUCGCCCCGAUUCCGGCGGUCUAACCAAAAAAAAAAGCCCCGAUUCCCGGCCUUCCCCACCCUUCUCCCCGGAUCUCGAGCUCGAAGCCGUCGCCAUGGCCCUCCUCGUGGAGAAGACCUCCUCUGGGCGCGAAUACAAGGUGAAGGACCUCUCCCAGGCCGACUUCGGCCGCCUCGAGAUCGAGCUCGCGGAGGUCGAGAUGCCCGGCCUCAUGGCCUGCCGCUCCGAGUUCGGUCCCUCCCAGCCCUUUAAGGGCGCCCGCAUCUCCGGAUCCCUCCACAUGACCAUCCAGACCGCCGUCCUCAUCGAAACCCUCACCGCCCUCGGCGCCGAGGUCCGCUGGUGCUCCUGCAACAUCUUCUCCACCCAGGACCACGCCGCCGCCGCCAUCGCCCGCGACUCCGCCGCCGUCUUCGCCUGGAAGGGGGAGACCCUCCAGGAGUACUGGUGGUGCACCGAGCGCUGCCUCGACUGGGGCCCCGCCGGCGGGCCGGACCUCAUUGUCGACGAUGGCGGCGAUGCCACCCUCCUCAUCCACGAGGGGGUCAAGGCCGAGGAGGAGUACGAGAAGACCGGCAAGAUGCCGGAUCCGACCUCCACCGACAAUUCCGAGUUCCAGAUCGUGCUCGGGCUCAUCAGGGACAGCCUUAAGGUGGAUCCCAAGAAGUACACCAAGAUGAAGGAGAGGCUCGUCGGCGUCUCCGAGGAGACCACCACCGGGGUCAAGCGGCUGUACCAAAUGCAGGCCAAUGGGACCCUUCUCUUCCCCGCCAUCAACGUCAACGACUCCGUCACCAAGAGCAAGUUCGAUAACCUGUAUGGAUGUCGCCACUCUCUCCCUGAUGGGCUUAUGAGAGCCACCGACGUUAUGAUCGCCGGCAAGGUGGCGGUGGUUUGUGGAUAUGGAGAUGUGGGCAAGGGCUG
Messenger RNA from Elaeis guineensis (African oil palm), 935 nucleotides. The record is from RefSeq and is a predicted model, not a curated record. Lineage: Eukaryota; Viridiplantae; Streptophyta; Magnoliopsida; Arecales; Arecaceae.